AUGGCGCACGCACGCAGCUUUGGUCACGGCGUGCGCGUGGGUAACUGGCAGGAGGACAUCGCCUCGGAGGAGGAUCGCGUUCAAGCAUUUCUGGCCAAACAACAGGCAGGGCAAACCUUGUCGCAGACAGUGGCCAGUGUACAAGCCACGGCCAGCACGGCCCAGAAACUAUCUCGAGCAGGGGAUGGCUUUCUGAACAAUGGCGAAACAUGCCAGUUGAGCCACCCCAGCAGUGAGAGUGUUGUGAGCUAUCUCCCAUCCGUGCUGGCGGCUCCCGGCACUCCCAUGGCAUGCACGGCCCAACCCCAAGCGCCUCCCGCUUCCCGCAACGCUUUUACAGUGGUGCUCUGCGAUGCGCCGACCGCAGAGCGGCGCAUCACCUACGGUGACAACGUCUAUCUUCAAUGCCGCCUGCCCGAGCACAGCGUUGGCUAUCUCUGCUCCGAGAAGCUGGGGCUCACAGGACGCCCUGCGCGCUACAGCGGCAAGCAAAGCGUGACCUUCCUGCAAGCGGAAAGCCCGACCUUUGAUUGUGCCUGGACAUUUGUCGCCGUGGACCCCCAGAUGCGCUUUGAGAUGGAGGGCCAGCCCGUUCCUGCGGGAGAACCCGUUUUGCUCAAGCACGCACGCACGGGUGUGCUGCUAGCCGUCUUCAAGCAGCAUGUCUGGCGCAGCGAGUUUGGAGCCGAGUUUGAAGUCGCCUGUGAUACGGUUCUCGACCGCUUCCACGCCGAGAGUCCCGAAAACCUCUUUGUCAUUGUUGAAGACACUGCCCCCGUCUCGGAUUGAGCCGCCGUGCGGCCUCCCCCGAAUUUCCUCUGUCCUCCUGCUUCUUUUUCUUUUUUUUCUGGUCAGGUCAGGUCUUCAGAAGGCCUGGACCAUGGCCGCCCAGCGACUUUUAAAGCUUGGUUGGUGAUCUUUUCAUACCCCUCUGAGUUGAGCAGCACCUCAACCGUGACUCCCUCCCAUCAAUCGAGAUAGCCCUCAAGUCU
Molecule: messenger RNA, 992 nt
Organism: Monosiga brevicollis MX1
Lineage: Eukaryota; Choanoflagellata; Craspedida; Salpingoecidae
Exons: 2
Coding region: 1-789 (262 amino acids)
Biological process (GO): cilium assembly
Cellular component (GO): motile cilium
Source: RefSeq, a predicted model, not a curated record